AUGGUCGGGCUCGGGCUGUUGAGGAUAUUGGCGCUCGUCGGGCUCGUGGUUGCUGCUCAGCCGGAGGAUAAUGCGAGCUAUGACGGGACGAGGAUCGCUAAUAGGACUAUUGAGCGCACCGCGCAACUACGGACGCACUCUAUCUACGCGCCGUAUAUCGACCAGGAUUUACAGAACAGGUGGUGGGACUUUGGCGCCGAUGCCUAUAUCAACACGAAUAAGCAUAUCCGGUUGACGCAAAACAAGCCUUCGCAAAUGGGGUGGCUAUGGUCCCGUCUACCACUAACAGCACACAACUGGGUCAUCGAGCUCGAAUUCAAAAUCGGCGACAAAUCAACACACCUCUACGGCGACGGCAUGGCCGUCUGGAUAACCAAAGACCGCGCACAGCCCGGCCCCGUAUUCGGCUCAAAAGACAAGUUCAACGGUCUAGGCGUCUUCCUUGACACCUACGCCAAUGGGAAGCACUCGUUUUCGUUCCCAAGGGUGGUGGGGAUGGUGGGUGAUGGGACUGUUAGCUAUGAUCAUGAUACGGAUGGAGAGAGGAAUAAGGUCGGGGCGUGUACUGCGAACUUUAGGAGGACGACUGUUCCUACUAAGCUUAGGAUCACGUAUGUCAAAGAUACGCAUCUAGACGUCAAGAUCCAGUUCAAAGGCUUCGACGAAUGGAAACCCUGCUUCUCGGCCGACAACGUCGUCCUCCCCAAGCACCCCUACAUCGGCUUCUCAGCCCUAACAGGCGACGUCUCAGACCCGCACGACGUAAUAGCAGUCACAACCUCCUCCGUCGUCCUCUCCGCGCCCGACUCCCAACGCAACAGCCUCAAAAAGGGAAAGAGCUUCUUCGGCUCUUCGCGCUCUUCGUCCUCCGGCGCGGGAGAAAGCGACGGUGGGAUAUUUGGAAUGUUGGUGAAGUUGGCGGUGUUCGCGGGUGUGGGGUAUGGUGGGUGGAUUGGGUGGAAGAAGUAUGGCGGGCUGAUUAUGGCGAGGGUUAAGGGCGGGCAGGGGUUGGGCGGUGGUCUUGGCGGGGGUGCUGGCGGUGGGUUUGGUGGGGCUGGAGGGUACGGCGGUGGGCCGGCUCAGUAUGGUGGAGGUGCGGGCGGGUUUGGAGGAGGACCGGGUAUGGGAUGGCAGAACGAGAAGCGGCAGUUCUGA
This is a messenger RNA of Peniophora sp. CBMAI 1063, 1155 nucleotides long. The record is from the annotation of a GenBank genome assembly. Lineage: Eukaryota; Fungi; Basidiomycota; Agaricomycetes; Russulales; Peniophoraceae.